AUGUUGAAGGUACAGCGGGUUUCGCAACAGGUCGCCAUCCGGCGGUUGCGUCAUGCACACCUCUCGGUUGGUCGAUGGAGCGUUGUGCGGGGGCUUGCGACAGCUUCGGAGCCAUAUGAUACAGUUAUUAUUGGAGGAGGCCCCGGUGGCUACGUUGCAGCAAUCAAGGCGGCACAACAUGGAUUGAAAACUGCCUGCAUUGAGAAGCGCGGAGCGCUUGGUGGUACAUGUCUGAACGUCGGCUGCAUCCCAUCAAAAGCCAUGCUCAACAACUCGCACAUUUACCACUCAACACAACACGACACCCAGCGCCGGGGCAUCGACGUCGCCGGCGUGACCUUGAACCUCCCCCAAAUGCUCAAAGCGAAGGACGACGCGGUGACGAGCCUGACAAGCGGCGUGGAAUUCCUGUUCCGGCAGAACAAGGUCGACUACAUCAAGGGCACUGCGUCGUUCCUGUCGACGACGCGUCUGAACGUGCAGUUGAACGAGGGCGGCGAGACGGAGGUCGAGGGGAAGAACAUCAUCAUCGCGACCGGCUCCGACGUCGCGCCCUUCCCGGGCGGUGGCAUCGAGAUCGAUGAGGACCAGAUCGUCAGCUCCACUGGUGCGCUGUCGCUCCCGAAGGUGCCCGAGAAGAUGGUCGUCAUCGGCGGUGGUGUCAUUGGGCUUGAACUCGGCAGUGUGUGGAGCCGCCUCGGCGCGCAGGUCACCGUCGUCGAGUUCUUGAGUGGAAUUGGUGGCGCGGGUAUUGACGAGGAGAUCGCCAAGCAGUUCCAGCGCACGCUCAGCAAGCAGGGAAUCAAGUUCUUGCUGAACACGAAAGUUACUGCAGCGGAGAAGCGCGACGGCAAGGUCUACGUCAACACUGAGUCAGCCAAGGGCGGCAAGGAGGAGACGCUUGAAGCCGACGUCGUUCUCGUCUCCGUCGGACGUCGCCCCUAUACUACUGGACUUGGCCUUGACAAGAUUGGCGUGGAGCUGGACCCUAAGGGUCGCAUCAUCAUUGAUGACCAGUUCAACACGUCCGUACACGGUAUCAAGUGCAUCGGUGAUGUAACCUUUGGCCCUAUGCUGGCGCACAAGGCGGAAGAAGAGGGUAUUGCCGCGGUCGAAUACAUCAAGAGUGGACACGGGCACGUCAACUACCACGCGAUCCCAGCCGUCGUGUACACGUACCCUGAGGUGUCGUGGGUAGGGAAGACGGAGCAAGAGCUAAAGGCUGCGGGCGUAGAGUACAAGGUCGGCAAGUUCCCUUUCACGGCCAACUCGCGCGCGAAGACGAACCUCGAAACCGAGGGUCUUGUCAAGUUCCUCACCGAGAAGGAGACUGACCGCAUUCUUGGCGUGCAUAUCAUGGGCCCCAACGCCGGUGAGAUGAUCGCGGAGGCGGUCGUGGCGAUCGAGUACGGCGCGAGCUCGGAAGACAUCGCGCGAACUUGUCACGCACAUCCCACACUGAGCGAAGCAUUUAAGGAGGCGGCGAUGGCGGCUUGGGAUAAGCCGAUUCAUAUGUAG
Molecule: messenger RNA, 1518 nt
Organism: Sparassis crispa
Lineage: Eukaryota; Fungi; Basidiomycota; Agaricomycetes; Polyporales; Sparassidaceae
Product: Dihydrolipoyl dehydrogenase, mitochondrial
Exons: 10
Coding region: 1-1518 (505 amino acids)
Cellular component (GO): mitochondrion; oxoglutarate dehydrogenase complex
Molecular function (GO): flavin adenine dinucleotide binding; dihydrolipoyl dehydrogenase (NADH) activity
Source: RefSeq, a predicted model, not a curated record